Gryllus bimaculatus (two-spotted cricket) is the source of this 783-nucleotide messenger RNA. NCBI's taxonomy places the organism in Eukaryota, Metazoa, Arthropoda, Insecta, Orthoptera, Gryllidae. The record is from the annotation of a GenBank genome assembly.
AUGUGCGGAACGCCUUCUAUAGUAGCACCCUCGAGCUUUGUCCCCUGUUUUGUUGGAGAUGUGGGCUUGGUGCCGUGGCACCCGUCGCCGCGCCCCACCUGCCCUACUUUCAGUCGAGUCAGCGCCCGGCCUGUGGUGCGCGAGCUGCUGCUGCGCGGGGCGGACGUGCUGUGGAAGGACGGCAACGGGGACACGGCCCUCCACAAGGCGGCGCUGGCGGACCGGCAGGUGCCGGCGGCGCCGCCGCCCUCGGGGAGAAGAACAAGCAGGGCGAGACGCCGCGCGACCUCGCCGCCUCCGACGUCGGCGUCGCCAGCGCCGAAUACGCCCUCGGCGGCGGCAGGAAGUUCCCCUUCGGGGUGCCCGCGGCCGCUUCCGGUACCGCUUCCGGCGGGACCACUUUCGGCGGGACCACUUUCGGCGCUGGUACCGCUUCCGGCGGGACCACUUUCGGCGCUGGUACCGCUUCCGGUAGGCCCACUUUCGGCGGGUGUGUUUUCGGAACUCGUACCGCUUCCGGUAGGACAACUUUCGGCGCUGCUACCUCUUCCGGUAGGACCACUUUCGGUGCUGCUACCGCUUCCGGUGGGACCACGUUUGGCGUCCCCGCUUCUCAGGCGGCGACCAUGUUUGGCCGCCCUGCAGCCAAUGCAGGUUUCUUCGGAUCCGCCUCGGAAAAUUCGCCGUCCAAGGGAACUUUGUUUGGAUCGUCGUUUGGAUUUGCCGCAUCGGCUGCUGCUGCUGCUGCUCCCAAUGUUUUGGGUAUGUCGAAUCAGGCAUUGA